Molecule: messenger RNA, 2669 nt
Organism: Puntigrus tetrazona (Sumatra barb)
Lineage: Eukaryota; Metazoa; Chordata; Actinopteri; Cypriniformes; Cyprinidae
Gene: chrna2a
Product: cholinergic receptor, nicotinic, alpha 2a (neuronal)
Exons: 6
Coding region: 218-1786 (522 amino acids)
Biological process (GO): regulation of membrane potential; monoatomic ion transmembrane transport; chemical synaptic transmission
Cellular component (GO): synapse; neuron projection; postsynaptic membrane
Molecular function (GO): acetylcholine-gated monoatomic cation-selective channel activity; transmembrane signaling receptor activity
Source: RefSeq, a predicted model, not a curated record
UCAAAGUUAUUUUUAUUACAAUUGUGAGUACUAUCGCAGACUGCCAACCCGAAGAGCCCUCCCACCGAUUCUCCAUGGAGACGCACGGCUUCAUCAUUGGCUCGCGCUCCGUCGGAGCCGCUGUCGGUGAAUCUGAUCCGGAGCCGCCGGACUCCCGGCACACACGGCAGUCAUGACGGGCCGGUUCACACGCUUCUAGACCCCCCUGCGCGCGGACAUGGAGCCAAAUCAUCUCAAACUGCUUUUGAAGAACCUGCCGCUGCUCUUGCUUCUCGUGGAGCGCGUUAAACCCGCAUUAUCAGACGGCUGGAUCCAUGCACACGCAGAAGACAAACUCUUUAAAAAACUCUUCAUCGGUUACAAUAAGUGGUCCAGACCCGUGAGGAAUAUCAGCGAUGUUGUUAUUGUUAAGUUCGGCCUCUCGAUCGCCCAGCUUAUUGAUGUGGACGAGAAGAAUCAAAUGAUGACGACGAACGUUUGGCUGAAGCAGGAAUGGAACGACUAUAAACUGCGCUGGAAUCCCUCUGAAUUUGACAAUGUGACGUCUAUUAGGGUGCCGUCGGAGAUGAUCUGGGUGCCGGACAUCGUUUUAUACAAUAAUGCGGACGGUGAGUUUGCGGUGACCCACAUGACCAAAGCCCACCUGUUCCACACCGGAAAGGUGAGCUGGGUUCCCCCAGCCAUCUACAAGAGCUCCUGCAGCAUCGACGUCACCUUCUUCCCGUUCGACCAACAAAACUGCAAGAUGAAGUUCGGCUCCUGGACCUACGACAAGGCCAAGAUCGAUCUAGAGCAGAUCGAGAGCGCCGUGGACCUGAAGGACUACUGGGAGAGCGGCGAAUGGGCCAUCGUCAACGCCGUGGGAACCUACAACACGAAGAAAUACGACUGCUGCCACGAGAUCUACCCCGACAUCACCUACUUCUUCAUCAUCCGCCGCCUGCCUCUGUUCUACACCAUCAACCUCAUCAUUCCCUGCCUGCUCAUCUCUUGCUUGACCGUGCUGGUGUUCUACCUGCCGUCGGACUGCGGGGAGAAGAUCACGCUGUGCAUCUCCGUCCUCCUUUCCCUCACUGUUUUCCUGCUGCUCAUCACCGAAAUCAUUCCCUCGACGUCUCUGGUGAUUCCGCUGAUCGGAGAGUACCUGCUCUUCACCAUGAUCUUCGUCACGCUCUCUAUAGUCAUCACCGUUUUUGUGCUCAACGUGCACCACCGUUCGCCGAGCACCCACAAAAUGCCCCGCUGGGUCCAUUCGGUGUUCCUGGACCUCAUUCCCCGCUGGCUCUUCAUGAGACGCCCGGAGCCCGAUCCGAAAGGCCGCAAUGCGCCCGACCUCAGCGCGUCCAAAAGCUGGCUUCAGCGGGAGACCGAUGUGGACGGGCUGACCUGUCAGGACAUGGAGUUCGGGUUGGGGAUGGGAACAUCCACGUCCAUCUCGUCGCCGUCCGCCACGUCUCUGCAUCUGUCCGACUCGGAGCCUUUGCUCCAGAAGUACGAGCUCCAGCAGUUAGGACACGUGAUCAAUCUGUGUCAGCGCCCGGCUAAGCUUACGAAUGCGGCGUCCGACCCCGGGCUGAGCUUCUCGCCGUGCGUCCUGCGAGCUCUGGACGGCGUGCGGUACAUCGCCGAUCACCUGCGCGCCGAGGACGAAGACUUCUCAGUCAAGGAGGACUGGAAAUACGUGGCGAUGGUGAUCGACCGUAUCUUUCUGUGGAUGUUCAUCAUCGUGUGCCUGCUGGGGACGGUCGGCCUCUUCUUACCUCCCUGGAUAUCAGGAAUGAUCUGAGCGAAGACCCACAUCAAGAGACUUCCCCGAAGGAAGCCGAGGCCUUUUUUCCAGGCGCCGUUACAAACAUUUGUUACAGGGGGGAAAAAAAAAAAAAGUCUUUUUAUUUCAUCUCGUGCUCCGGUGAGAGACGCCCGCUCUUCGGGGGCUGCUGGAGAACGCGGUUCAUUGUUACAGCGCAGGAAACACAAGUCACCUCUCGCCGAACGCCUGACAUUUACCACUAUCAAGCUGCGCCCGAGUCCUGUCGUCUCCGUGCAUAAAGAGCGGGAACGCCAGCGCCGCAAUAUGCAAAAUUAACCUUUGGGAAGGAGGCGAAGCUUUUGUGACCCUGACGGGCGGCGGUUCAAUUCAGUUCACUCUUUAACCUUUAUCCGGCUGUUCAGCGGAUCGCAGAUUGCAUUUCGUGCCGCAUUCAACGGCAAUUAUCUCCGAGGUCAGAAGGCAACUUAUUUAUUUAUAACUUUCUCAAAUCUUUGAAAACGCAGUGGCUUUGCGGAGGUCUGCGAUCCAUGCGGGUCAAUGACUUUUAAACGGGUCCUGGGAGAAAAAUGGCAUUUACUGCUUGAAAUGCCCACUGAGCUAAAAUAGCGUUUUGCCAAACAUGUAAUCAGGAAUAAAUCAUUACAUAAAAAUGCUUCAGACGGAUUACCUAAUAAUUAAUAAACUGACACACAUUUCCCUUGAUAGCUUCGUGUUAUUUGAGAGACUUAUGAUAAAUGAGACGAUAUGAGGGAUGCCGCCCUCUGCUGAUGGUUGUGUAAAACAACCGAUUUAAGUCUAAAUGUGCAAUUUAAUAGUUAUUUCAAAAUUUUGUGUAAUUAAGAUGCGGCUAAAUAAAAUAGGUUUGAAUAAAAUGUUAACAUGUAAUAUUUAAAUAUUG